CGACGUCACGGACCGGCGGGAAUGCGGUCGUCAGAUAGGGCACAACCGGUGAGUUCCUGUUGCGGUCGGACGACUCGAGUGGGGGGAAACGUUCGACGGCGACGCGAGCGCCGGCCAGUACCGUCGCCCGCUCAGUCAGUUUUCGAUACCGGUUCGUAUCGCCGUCUUCGUGUGUUCCGCGCUCGACAAUAUUAUUGUGUGUGUUGCGUCUGUGCGCUCGCGAGUGUGAUCCGUCGUGAAGAUGAUGUUUUGUUCGCGUCGACGACGUGCGUGAUCCAUUUACGAUACUUAUAGUGCGCGAGUGAAUCAGUAAUAUUAUUAUUAUCAUAACUCGUACGACUUGUUCGGAUUUUUGGUGCGCAAUAUCGACAUGUCGCCGUCGUCACAGUUAUAAUAACUGUGCCCAGAAUCCGGACUUGGCGAUAUCGAAAAGCGUGCGCCGCGUAUAAUAUUUUUAAUAUUACAUUAUUUAAAUUUCUCGUCUGUGCGGGUUAGUCGCGAUCGCGAAAAUGUGGCGGUUUAGCGGCGGUCGCAGUGCGCGGUUCUUGGCCGCGGCGGCGUUGCUGGCGCUGGUGGUGCCGUCCGCGGUCCGGUCGUUCGAGGGCUGCCCGGCCGUGUGCUCCUGCAAGUGGAAAGGCGGCCGGCGGACGGUCGAGUGCGCCGAUCGCGCGCUGAUCACCGUGCCGACAGGUGUGGACGCGGACACCCAGGUGUUGGACCUGUCCGGAAACAAUCUGCAGAUCCUGCCCAACGAGACGUUCUACAAGGCGGGCCUGGCCAACCUACAGAAAGCGUACCUGCGCAACUGCCGCAUCGGGCAGAUCGAUGAGAGCGCGUUCCGCGGUCUGACCAACCUGAUCGAGCUGGACUUGUCCAACAACAUGCUCACGUCCGUGCCGUCGUACGUGUUCCGGGACGUUCCGUACCUGCGUGACCUGUCUGUGGCCGGCAACCCCAUACAAAAGAUCGAAGCGCACGCCUUCUCCGGCUGUCCGUCCGUCGUCAAGGUGGACGCGUCCAACUGCGGGCUCCAGUCGGUGGCCGGUCUCGCGUUCAGCGGCGUCGUCCGGCUGGAGACGCUCCGCAUCAACGGCAACCGGCUGACUGAGUUGUCGGCCACCGUGCUCGAGUCGCUCAACAAGCUCCGGUCCAUCGAGCUGCACGACAACCCUUGGGUGUGCGACUGUCACCUGCGGCCUAUGAAGCUGUGGCUGGCCGGCAACAACGUGCCGUAUAGCCAACCGGCUCUGUGCUCGGGAGGCCCCGACAGGCUGUCCGGCAAGCCGCUCACCGAGCUAGACGUGGAGGACUUCGACUGCCGACCAGAUGUGCGCGCCGAGUCCCGGUACGUAGAGGUGACCGAAGGCCACAACGUGACGGUCCGGUGCCGGGUCGAGCCUGGUUCGAUGGCACACAUUGCUUGGUACUUGAACGGCCGCCGGUUGCAGGGCGCCGGUACGCCGGCCGUCGGAUAUCCGGGCGCCGCGUCCGCCAAUCCACGCAUGUUCGUCGUGGACGGCGUGGACGAGGAGGACGGCGGUCGCCGGAGCGAGAUGACGCUGACGGACGUGCGGCGAGAAGACGCAGGCCAAUACUCGUGUCUGGCCGAGAAUCGGGCCGGCAACUCCGAAGCCAACUUCACCGUUUACGUGACCGACCGGCCGUCCGUUAUCAUGUCAACAUUCGGUUCGGCGCACGUGAACGGCGUGGCCGCCGCUAUGGCCGCGCUCAUCGUUUUCAUACUGGUGUUGAUCGCGUUGACCGUAAUGCGCAUCCGGCGGUCCGGAUAUCCGGCCGACACCAAACCCACGGAAGUGGCUGGAAAUCGCAGCGGCGGUGUUAGCGGCAAACCCGGCACAGGUUCGAUGGCCAUGCACGGUGGCGGAGCGACUUUGGGACGCGGCGGGGGAGGAUACGGAAACGGCGGGAUGUUGACCGGGGGAGGGAAGACCAAUCCGGCGCUGGACAUAUCGUCCGUGAUCGAGCGGAACUACGACCCCGACCUGGAACCCGGGCUGGGAUCCGUCUGCACACCUACGGGAUCGUAUCACGUAUCCGGACUGGACUUGAUACACGACCACGACGCGUCCCGGUUGGAGAUGUGCGAUUCGCCGAUGUCUUCGACCGCAAAACCUCCACCGUCUUAUUACAGCGGUGGCAGGACCGCGUCCAGUGGUGGAAACGUACGCCCGUACGAUGAUCGGACGCCGAUUAUCGGCACCGGAAGUGCGGGCGACGCGUACAGCGUGGGCACCGGAUCCGACGAAGUGUUCUCGUACAACAGCCAACAGCAGUUGCACUACGGCGGCGGUCAUUACGGCCAUCAACAACAACAAGCCGUCGGCGGCGGGAGCGUCAACAGCGAUUACCCGGCCGACUACGGUCUGCCGAUCAUACCGACCGGCCAUCACCUCAACCAGUCUUCGACCAACGUGUCUCAGUACGGUCAUCAUCCGCAACAGCACCCCCAACAACAACAUCAUCAACAACAACAACCAUCACAACAACAUCAUCAACAACAACAACCAUCACAACAUCACCAGUUCUACAACAACCAUCUCCAACACCAGCAGCAGCAGCAGCAGCAGCAGCAACAUCAACCGGAAUACGUCCAACAACAGCAAGACGCGUCUCAGCAACCGUCGGUCAAGACCCUGCGGGUGUGGCAGAGGGGCGUACCGGUGUUGCCCACCACGCCGUCCCUGCAGAGAUUCGCCAACAGGACUUCGCCCACCACUCCCGGCACCGACGUCUGAGAGUAGUACUCGAUUCGAGUCGACCCGGGUUCGUUGUUGUUAUCCUUCCGACACCUGUAGUACACCGUAAUGUUAAUCUCUCAUGUUGUACCGUUGUUUCGUUUUAUUUCAUGACGUCGCGUUUCGUUACUCUUCUGCGAUUUUUGUUGUUGUUGUUUUGUUGUUAUUGAUGUAAUAUGGUUAUUAUGUUGUUAUUUUUAAUUGCGUGCUAGGCGUGUGACGCAACCGCGAUGACCCGAAACGGACGAUUUUUUUUCCAUCCAGACAAUUCUCCAGCCGACACCAGCUGGACUCGCGACCAAAGUCUAUGACCGACCAUCGGUAGAACGACCUUUUCAAAUCGUCUGCCGCGUGAA
Acyrthosiphon pisum (pea aphid) is the source of this 3112-nucleotide messenger RNA. Its product is annotated as leucine-rich repeat-containing protein 24-like. The transcript has a single exon. The record is from RefSeq and is a predicted model, not a curated record. Gene Ontology annotation, molecular function: protein binding. Bases 510 to 2756 code for a protein of 748 amino acids. Lineage: Eukaryota; Metazoa; Arthropoda; Insecta; Hemiptera; Aphididae.